Messenger RNA from Lotus japonicus, 2001 nucleotides. Its product is annotated as transcription repressor OFP6-like. The record is from RefSeq and is a predicted model, not a curated record. The transcript has a single exon. The coding region runs from base 1063 to 1626 and encodes 187 amino acids. NCBI's taxonomy places the organism in Eukaryota, Viridiplantae, Streptophyta, Magnoliopsida, Fabales, Fabaceae. Gene Ontology annotation, biological process: negative regulation of DNA-templated transcription.
UAGAAUUUUGGGUCACAAAUGUAACUUUUAAUUGUGUUAGGGCCAUUAUUUAAUUAGCCAAAACUAAAGUGGUCUAUUUAAUAUUGAUCUUAUGGCUAAGGGCAUAUGUGUUAUGAAAAGGUAUUGUGCGGAUACCAUAAGGCAAUAUUCUAAUUUGAUGAGGGGCCAAAUUAGAAAUAUUGAAAACAGAAUUGUAACUGAUGCAGUUACUUAUAGGGUUAUGGUCCCCAAUUGUAGACACAACACAGUAACGUGAAAAGUUUCUCCUCAUCCCCAUCAGAGGAAAACAUCAGGAAACCCUAAGGGUGAUCUACAAUUGGAAGAUCACAACCCCAGAUCCUUCAGCGAUUCCCAUGGCUCAUUCAGGUACGCUUCCGCUCUAGAUCUUCAUCAUGUUUUUUGGGUAUGGGUUAAUCAAGUGUGGUUUAGGAUUAUGCUCCUAUUUUCUAUAUGGGUAGAAAAGCAUGUGGUAAAAAUAUUUUUACAGCACACCCUUGCAUUAAAAUUAAAUUAUCAUUGUCCAAGAGGGGUAGCUCAGUUGGCAACACAGGUUGAGUGUGUGGGAAGAGCUCUCGGGUUCGAUCCCCACAUAAUACACUCUGGAGGAGGGAUGAGGAGCCUUAACUGUAACUAAAUCCUGAAUCUUGCGGGCAUCCAAAGGGUGACCGGUAUCGGAUGUUUAUAAAAAAAAUUAAACUAUCAUUACCUCAUCAUAAACAUUUAUGAUUUAAAAAUUUAUCCUGUAACGUACAUAUCUCACUUUAAAUUAGUUAAGUACGUAAUUGACUAAUACUUCUGUAAUUGACUCCUUCGUACUCCAAAUCCCAAGUCAAAAUAAAAAUACAAAAAAAAUAAAUAAAAACUAAAACUAAACCUUCGACCUCUCCAUAAGACUUGAACUUUUUCUCUCACCAACGUUUAGAUCCCCCCAAUAAACACAUCAUUUUACAACCCCACUUCCUUCUUCCAUUCACAUUUUCACACUUCCCCUUCGUGUUUCUUCUUCUUCCCUCUUCUUUGCUGAAUUUCAAAAUCAAAGUCCUACCUUCAUAUUCAUACAUAAUGUCUUUCAAUUUCAACAAGAGAAAGAUCAUGAAAACGCUCCUCAAAUCCAACGGAGGAGGUUGUGGCUGCAAAAAACCAAAACUCUCUGACGUGCACCACCCCACCCCAAAACCCAAAAUCUCCAUCUACCAAAACAAAAACCCUAGCAGCCUCACCUCGUCUUCCACCACCGCCACCACUUCCGCCGCCGAUGAAGACUUCACUCCCACCACCAUCUCUGAACCUGACACCACCACCACCAACAACAAAAAUCACUUCAUCCCCAAACCGAGCCCGAAACUCAUAAACAGCAUCGCCAUUGAGAAGGACUCAAAGGAUCCACACAAAGAUUUCCGGCAUUCCAUGCUCCAAAUGAUCUUCGAGCGAGAGAUCUACUCAGAAUCCGAACUUCAACAGCUUCUCGAGUGUUUUCUUCAACUGAACGCGCCGUGCCACCACCACAUCAUCAUUCAAGCCUUCAUCGAGAUCUGUGAGGAAAUAUUCCCAAAGAAGCUCGAUGAUGGCAGCAGUGGUGGUGGCAAACCGGCGCGCAGGAACCAGAACGUUCCACAAAGUCGGUGAAGGAUGUGGGUGAUGAUACUAUUUCAGCGCCUAACAGAAAAUGCGUGGUCCGUGUGAAGGCCAUGUGAAGGCAUUGAAUUCUCACGUGUGAAGAAACUGCAUGGAAACGACGAACCGUUUCAAAUGGAGUUUGUUAUUCUGAUCUCAAAUAAUUAUGGAAGUGGAAGUGGGGUUGGAAGGAGUUGGAAGCAAAGUCCAAAAUUUAUUAAAACGUUGGGGCUUUUAGAUUUUGAAAUUGCCUACAGAGGAGGGAAGUUAUCAUCAUCAAGUUUGAUUACCCCUUGAAAUAUGGAUCGAGGUGCAUAUAUUCUUUUGUUUUUUUUAUUUAAUUUAGAGGAAUUAUUUGAUUAUUUACAUAUCAUCAAUUCAUUUAAU